This is a messenger RNA of Sphaeramia orbicularis (orbiculate cardinalfish), 3756 nucleotides long. RefSeq names its product G protein-coupled receptor 52 (gene gpr52). The coding region runs from base 1895 to 3028 and encodes 377 amino acids. The record is from RefSeq and is a predicted model, not a curated record. Gene Ontology annotation, cellular component: membrane. NCBI's taxonomy places the organism in Eukaryota, Metazoa, Chordata, Actinopteri, Kurtiformes, Apogonidae. Gene Ontology annotation, biological process: G protein-coupled receptor signaling pathway. Gene Ontology annotation, molecular function: G protein-coupled receptor activity. The transcript has a single exon.
GCAUCUCUCCUUCUCACUGCACCAGGGCUGAGGGACUAUUCGUCCCCUCACUUCCCUCGCUGCAGAUUUAACUCAUUUCCAUCAGCGCAGUCAUCUUUUUUUUCCACGCUUUUUUUUUUUAUUAUUAUUUUUUUACACUUACUUACCGCUUCUUACCGAUGCAUUGCUUUCAUCUCUUUCUGUGCGGUCUGGAUCCAAGGAUUUAUUUAUUAAAAAAGCACUGGUUAUCCUGUUUAACGGAAUGAGAGGGGGGGACGGCUACAGAGGACAGUGCUGGAAACUGGGACUCUGACUCGGACUUGGUCUUUUCUUUAUGCUGCUAGAGUGGAUUUCCCUUUUUGUUACGCCGCCAGUGUUUUGUUAAAAGCGACAGAUGUACUAAGAGAGGAGUUAAAAGCAAGGCUGUAGGACGCUGGACCUUUUUUUUUUUUUUUUUUUUUACAAUUAAAGAGAAUGCACACUUGAGAAGACGUACAAGUGAGGAACAUAGUUACGCACUUGAGGAGACGGUGAUAAGCCUCCCCCCCACCACCAGUGUAUCAGAUUGCUACAUCAAAAAUGCAAGAAACAAGUUUACGGGAUAAACGAGUGGAUUGCCCAUUGAUCCCCACACCCCUCUCUGCAACUGUCUGCUACAGGAUUGCUGAGGAGUCGAAGUGAGUGGAGCGCUGUGUUAUUCAGCUGGCCUCACAUUGCUCCUGGAGAGUCCUUUCACCUGCCUGUACCGGAGCCAACACUUUCAUCAGCUGCUGGACUUUCAUGUUCAUCUAUAUUUUUGCGUCUUGCUGCUGAGAGUAUCGGGGAGCGAGUUUGCACAUUUGGCUUAAAAACUAUAAAUGACAGAACUUAUCCAGACGAAUGGAAACACUUUGUUUUUACCUCAUUCUAGGCCUAGGGAUGCCUUGUAAACACAUCCCACCCCCAGCACCAUGUGUGCUGAGAGAGCUGUGACACUAUCUCCUGCGGAGAUCCCCAUGUUGUUCUAGUCUGUGUCUGUGUUUUGAUUCAGACAAUAGCUGGGCAUACAUGGGCUCCAGACACUGAGCAGGGGACCUCCAAAAUAAGGGAAGCCUGCUGUUCGACUGUAAACACACUUGUACCCAUGGCACACUGAAACUUUGAUUGUAUGACUGAAUGGACUCACAGGAAAGGAUAUUAUAUUCCUCUCUACACUUUACCAUAUACCAACAUAGUAUUCUAAGAAGAAUCAUGUGUCCAUAGGAACAUUUUUGCCUGAAAGACAUUUUUUGGAAGGUAACUGCACCCAGUAAAUUACAUCGGAUCUCUACGUGUGAAAUAGGAGCCAUAUGCUACCCCCCCCUUUUCAGAGGAUCUAUAAAGACAGGAGAGAAGUAUGUUUUGCUUCAAGUUUUAAACCCAUUGCAUGGUUUCCUGCUUAGUGUGUUCUCUACCCUUGUGAGGACAUCGAGUGCCCUCAGCCUCCUGGUGGCGACCCUCAUUAGAAUCAGGAGAUGAGGCAACAGACCGGCAGACAAAACAGCAGGGAAAAUUGCCUCUGGGAUAGAUGCUGGCCACAGUAUUAACGCUGAAGGAGUACAGCUUUUUUUUUUUUUUUCCUACUCCUGACUGCCACCCACCCACUACUUUCACUAACCAUGAGUGAUUGGAAAAGGAGAGCUGAACGGGCUGUCCUAUCCUCCCAGAUGCUGUAUUGAUUUUCCUCCAGUCGGUGUUCAUUUGAUUGAGACCCAGCUAUGUGAAAGGAAGGUGAAAGAGAGAGAGAGAGAGAGAGAGAGCGAGUAGUGAGCCGCAGACGCCCAGUAAAGAGGGGGGAAGGAAGGAGCAGGCACUUCUCCAAUUUGACACCAGCUGCCUCAGCUGCCUUAUGGGUGGCACACCGCAAACCUGACCCACCUGGAUCACAUCCAGAACAAUGAACCAGUCUGAAGUGACAACGGACCCGGUGCUCAUUGCCAACAGCAGCCAUGGAGACUUCUUUCCUGGCCGGUCCACAAACCACUCUUGUCCCUUGGGCUGGGGGCUCAACGAAGGCCUGGAGGCUUGCAUCCUGGAGACUGCCGUCAUUGUACUUUUGACUGUGCUCAUUAUCGCCGGAAACCUCACGGUGAUAUUUGUGUUUCACUGUGCCCCUCUGCUGCACCAUUACACCACCAGUUACUUCAUCCAGACCAUGGCCUACGCUGACCUCCUGGUGGGACUCAGCUGCCUGGUGCCCACCCUGUCUCUGCUCCACUACCCUGCCGGAGUCCAGGAGCCCAUCACGUGUCAAGUCUUCAGCUACGUCAUCUCUGUCCUCAAGAGCGUUUCUAUGGCCUGCUUGGCUUGUAUCAGCGUGGACAGAUACCUAGCCAUAACUAAACCCUUAUCCUACAACCAGCUGGUGACGCCAUGCAGGCUGCGAGGUUGCAUCGCCCUCAUCUGGGUCUACUCCAGCCUCGUCUUCUUGCCCUCCUUCUUUGGGUGGGGUAAGCCGGGCUACCACGGGGACAUCUUCGAGUGGUGUGCUCACUCAUGGCCCACCUCCGCUCUCUUCACGGGCUUCGUAGUGUGCUUGCUCUACGCACCCGCUGCACUCGUGGUGUGUUUUACCUACUAUCACAUCUUUCGCAUUUGCCAGCAGCAUAACCGAGAGAUCAGCGAACGACGGGCGCGUUUCCCCAGCCAGGAAAUGGAAACCGGUGAGGGUGGCGGCGGCGGUGGUGGUGGUGGAGGGCAUCAUGGAGGACACGGGCCGGAUCGACGCUAUGCGAUGGUGCUCUUCCGCAUCACCAGUGUUUUCUAUAUGCUCUGGUUACCUUACAUCAUCUACUUUCUCCUAGAGAGCUCCCAUGUGCUCGAUAGCCCUGCCCUUUCCUUCAUCACCACUUGGCUGGCCAUCAGCAACAGCUUUUGCAACUGUGUCAUCUACAGUCUGUCUAAUAGUGUAUUCCGCCUGGGCAUGCGGAGGCUCUCACAGACGAUUUGCUCCUUCAGCCACUGUGCAGCUGAUGACAGAGAUUUUGGGGAGCCUAAACCGAGACGGAGGGCUAACUCUUGCUCCAUCUGAGGGGGAUCGGAUUAGGAUACCAGUGUGUGAAGCAAAAACGUGAAUCUCUUUCAGGCUUACCAGGUGGUUAAGUUUCAGUUAAAUUGGCAGCGUCGAUCUGCGCUGGUUUUCUGGAUCACAGUAAACCACGGUUUAUUGCAUUACAGACUUGUCAAACAUCUCAAGGAAAUGGAUGUAGUGGCUAAGAUUUAAUGAGGUACUCUGUGGUGGCUUUUAAUCUGUGCUUUAGGACUCAGCUGUGGAUCUCAUAGAAAGCCCCCCCUGUGGCUUUUGUAAGGAUCAGGAGUUUUACCGUACAUCAUCAGCCUGGUCAAAUCUAGUCUGCAGAUGAAGCUCAAAAGAUCAACUUUAUUCCUGUAGACCACACUAUGUAAUGCCUGUUUAAUUUUUGUUAGUGGUUAUGAAUUGAGUCAACCUGUCACUGGAUGUCUGCCUACUUUCAGUGACUGUCUUUACCAGGGACAAAAUAAGCUACACCAACCUGUGUUCACAAACCUGUUUAUAGGUUGUAAAUGGAGAUUAGGUUCUUAAAUUAUACAUAGAAAACACACCUGACAACAGCCAUUAUGCUGCUGUUUAGUCACCAGUAGUAUAUGGCCUUGACUAUUUUCUGCAGGAAAACAAAGUGAGUGUUUUAUGUUGAAACAUGAUCUGAGAUCUGAUAUGUGGGAGUGAUAAUGGGUCAGCGAUUGGCCAAUCAGACACUGAUCUGAAAGUUUACUCCGACC